GGGCUGGUGACGUCAGCAGCUUUGGGCCCAGAGUUCUUUAAACUCCGGGUAUUUGAGGAUCCACCGACGAUGAAUGCUCUUCGGUUUGCAGCAGCGUUCUUUUCAAAGCCAGGAUUCCAGGUGAUGGAUGACUCAGGAGGACUUUCAUUCGGGCUUCGUGAGAGGCUUCUACGGCUGAUGUUCCCACUGGGGUUCGGACGUGUGUGCACGUCCCGCAUGCUGACGAGGUCAGGGACAGUGAAGUCUGGCCCCACACCUGCGGAGCAAGCCGAAAUUGACCGCAGGCUAGCAGAAAAGAAAAAAGAAAAGGAAGCAAAGAAGAAACAGAAAGAAGAAGAUGCAAGGAAGAAGAUGAAAGAGAAGAUGGAGAGAGAGUUGGAAGAAGAGUUGAAGAGCAUAGAAGAAGAAGAAGAGACAGAASAGGAGGAAGAACAGACAUUGCAAAGACGUCGUCCCAUCGACAUUCCGGGGAGUAGUACAGCACAAAAACUUCCCGUUGAACCCUUGAAUUGGGCUAAUCAAUACUACUACUCCAGCGAAUUACUGAAAGAGUCGGAAGAAGAACGUGAUGUGUUCAUUGUCAAGCUGGCCACGGUGACAGAUACCGUGGAGCGAAACCUGAUGAUGGAAGAAAAAAGGGCUGAGUUGCACAGUAAAUUGCUAGCAACUAGAAGACAAGAAAUUGAUGAAAAGAAAAGACUGCAGGCAGAAGGGGAAAGACUGCAAAAGGCCCUAGAAGCCCAAAAGGAAGACCCCUCUGCAACUGAAGUUCAACUAGCUUUACUCAGAGAAGCAGUGCUUAACACAAGACAAGAUAUGAACUUAAUGGGUCAGACCCUGCAAAGAGUUGAAACGCAGCGGGCGGAAUUCGAAAAUGUCUGGAAUAACUUCUUAGAGAAGUCCGCGAAGGACGUGGACCAUCAUGUUCAGACAUAUAUCCAGGUUUUGGAUGAUCAUGUCACUGAAACAUUCACUCCGGAAGUCGUAGAGAGGAUUGUAAAGGGAGUUGGAGACGAUGGAGGACAUGGUGAUGGCGACGGCGAUGAUGAUAAGAAAGGAAAGAGGAAGAUUGGGGAUCGGAAAGAAAAACUUCCUCAGGAAACCGGUCAGGUCAACAAGAUAAAACUUAAACUGCCCUGGACCUACAAUGGAAAAAAAGAAGAAAGUGUGUUACACUGGGCGGCAACAAUCGAAACUUACGUGUACGGACAUCGUAUUCCAUACUGGGACAGGGUGUUGAUGGCAACGUUGUGCAUGGGAGGCGACGCCAUGAGCUUUGCCAUCUCACUGCAAAAAGAGGCGGGAUGCAGCUCUAUGGUCGAAUAUUCGCAGCAAAUGCGUAUUGAGGAUUUCCUUAAAGCGGUGCUGACCUACAAGACAAGAUUAGGAAUGCGUAUCCCGAUCCUGUUUAUGGAACUAUGAUUAAGCUAGUGCAAGAAAGGCCAGCAGAGUUUCCCGAUCAUAAAGUAACUCAGGGUCUAUUGUUUGAACGAACUGAUGUACAUGAUAGGCCGUGUAUACCCAAUAAUGAAGAGAUCAAGAGUAUGAUCUUGGGGGAAUGUCAUGAUACAGAAGGCCAUCUCGGGUGGAAGAAGACCUAUGGGACGUUAUUGCGUUCCUACACAUGGCCUCGAAUGAAAGCAAACUGUAUCGCGUAUGUGCAGGGUUGCCAAGUGUGCCAACGAAACAAAAGCACCACGCAAUC
This is a messenger RNA of Chara braunii, 1705 nucleotides long. NCBI's taxonomy places the organism in Eukaryota, Viridiplantae, Streptophyta, Charophyceae, Charales, Characeae. The record is from the annotation of a GenBank genome assembly.